Colletotrichum abscissum is the source of this 798-nucleotide messenger RNA. RefSeq lists its product as uncharacterized. The record is from RefSeq and is a predicted model, not a curated record. The transcript is spliced from 3 exons. NCBI's taxonomy places the organism in Eukaryota, Fungi, Ascomycota, Sordariomycetes, Glomerellales, Glomerellaceae. Bases 1 to 798 code for a protein of 265 amino acids.
AUGCACUCAACAGCCCGUCACAUUGCGAAGCGGAUUGCAACCCACCCCGAGACCAAGUCCUUUGCAAAGUCUAUUCAAAGAAACAUGGCGUCCGGCACUCCCUCCGAAACGGCAAAGGUCCAGGCUACCGCUGAUGCCAGCGCGCCCACGUUUGAGUCCGUCGGCAUUAAGAACAGCGAUAUUGUCCAAAAGUCCGGGGUAUCACUGUCCCAGCAGCAGAAAGUCCUGGUCGGCAGCGUGCUAGAUCUUUUUGAGGGGAAUCCUACCCUGAAGCACCUAUCCUUGUGGUCCAAGACGGCUACGUUCCAGGACAACAUCACAGUCGCAGAGGGGUACGACAAGUUCGCCGCCCAGUGGUACGGUCUUCCGGCGCUGUUUAACCCCAUUAAGAUCCAGUCGCACACCGUCACGUCGGCGGGUAACCCCAUCGAGCUGGAGUUGAAGAACAGCUACACGGUCAAGGGAAUCAAGACCGAGCAGACCAUGGAGAGUGUCGUGCAGAUUCAGGUCGGCGACGAUGGCAAGAUCGUCAAGGUCAACGACAAGUGGAACAAUGAUCUUCCCGAGGGAGCAUUCUCCCAGGUACGCAACGCUUUCAAUGUCUCUGUUUCCAGUGCCGCCAAGACCCUGCUGGGGCUCCUUGGCCAGGCAAGCUUUGCCGUCUUUUGCCGCGUCUCGUUGUGGCGGCCCUUUUGGGCUUUGCGCAAGCUCAAUGCUGUUACUGUACCGGCAUUUGUCAAGGUUCCCAAGACGGAGGAAGAGGACCAGAAACUGAAGGCUGAGCGAGAGAAGCAAUGA